Messenger RNA from Monoraphidium neglectum, 1086 nucleotides. RefSeq lists its product as hypothetical. The transcript is spliced from 4 exons. Bases 1 to 1086 code for a protein of 361 amino acids. Gene Ontology annotation, cellular component: membrane. Gene Ontology annotation, molecular function: lipase activity. Lineage: Eukaryota; Viridiplantae; Chlorophyta; Chlorophyceae; Sphaeropleales; Selenastraceae. The record is from RefSeq and is a predicted model, not a curated record.
AUGCGCACGGCCGCUGUGGCAGCGGCCGCGCUCGCCGCAGCCGCUGCUGUCGCUGCCGCCGCCAUCUACAAUGCUUAUGGGCCGGUGCCCGUCGACCCCCGUGCCUGGGGGGUGCGAGCCGACCCCUCUCAGGAUGAGACCGGCGCAGAGGCCUUCACCCUCACCGCCGCCGACGGCGUCUCCCUGUAUGUCCGUCACUGGCCCGCGGCGCCCCGCGCGGCCGCCGCGCCCCAGGGCGCCGAAGGAGACGGGGAAGACGGCGCGGGCGCCGUCGGCGACGGCGCGGGCGAAAACGCGGCCGCGCCGCGCGGCAUGGUGGUGUUCGUGCACGGAUUCACGUGGCACAGCGCAUACUUUGAGCCGGCCGCGAGGACGGCGCUGGGCCCGGCGGGUUUUGGGGUGGUCACGUUCGACCUGGCGGCUCACGGACUGAGCGGGAGCCGGUUUGGCGUGCCGGGGCUGCACCCAGACAUUGGCUCGUGGGUCGACGCGGUCGUGCAGGUGGCGCGGCACGCGCGUGACCGCCUGGGGUAUCCACCGGGGACGCCCCUCUUCCUGUUCGGGGAGUCGCUCGGCGGCGCCCUGGCGCUGCUGGCCGCAGACCGCACCGCCGCGGCCGGCGGCUCCCACCACCCCCUGUUCUCCGGCCUCAUCCUGUCCGGCGCCGCCACCGGCCCGCCUGAGAUCCUGCCGCCGCCGGCGCUGUUUGCCGCGCUGCGGCGCGCCGCGGCGGCGCUGCCGCGCGCGCCGGCGGGCGCGGGCAUCGGCGGCGAGGGACCCUUUAUGGCGUCGUUCGGGGACCAGGAAUUUGCGCGCCGCGCGUGGGACAGCGACCCCCUGAUCGUCAGGCGGCUCCCGCUGGGCGUUCUGCCCCACAUGCUCCCCGCCCUCGACGCCUCCGCGGCGGCCGGCACGCGCCUGGCGCUGCCGCUGCUGCUGCUGCAUGGGGACGAGGACAAGAAGGUCUCGGCGCGGCUGUCGCGGGAGCUGCACGCGCGCGCCGGCGCCUGCGGCGACAAGACGCUCGUCAUCUACCCUGGAGGCAGCCACCAGCUGCUGCAGGCGAGCCUGGGCCGAUGGAACUGA